This is a messenger RNA of Phytophthora sojae, 1158 nucleotides long. RefSeq lists its product as hypothetical. The record is from RefSeq and is a predicted model, not a curated record. The transcript is spliced from 5 exons. NCBI's taxonomy places the organism in Eukaryota, Oomycota, Peronosporomycetes, Peronosporales, Peronosporaceae. Bases 1 to 1158 code for a protein of 385 amino acids.
AUGUCGACCACCACCUACGCCUACUUCAAACCAAACGCACUCUCGAACCCGGGUUACAUCUACGGGAGAACCUCCGACGAAGGGGACGGUGACGCUACGACGCUACCAGUGGUGCGAGUUCAGAGCGGACGAUGGAAAGAUGGCGACGAGAUGACAGCCGACCGCGACCGUUCAGGGGUUGAGUCGCGCUCUGUGAGUGAGGCUGAGGCCCUGAGCGGAAUCGGCACUUACGUCGGCGGCUGCCUCUGCGUUGCGCGAGUCCCCGCUGGGGCUGCCAAAAUUUGGGAGUAUGGGGUAGCCGUGGGUUACUACUGGAAUGAGGCCACGUCAAGCGGCGUCUUGCAUCUUGUGUUUUGCGAUGGGGGUGCUGACAUCCCUUUCGACGAACGCAUGCUGCUCGACUUGGCCCCGGAAACUAACGCACUUCGGCCUGUGCCCGUCGUGCUUGAAGCGUACAAGUACUUCAACGGCAUUGGCCGUAGAUCAUCUCGGAAGUCAGCGACAAUUUUAUCCUCACUACAUUAUCCAGCAGUCGACGAGUCAAGCCACAUUCCACUGUUCGACGAGGCUCCUCUUUCUGCCGCAUCCCGGCACUGGACGUGGAUUCUACUCUUGGGACUUUGGAUUUCUUGGCCUCUCUCUAAUGCACUUCGCGAGAGUAACGGCGAAGGCGCGCCACACCUCCACCCAAGUGCGCAGCGCCGGAGAGUUGUCGACGCGAUCAUAAGUGCAAUCGACUGCCUCACGAAAGCCGUGACCACUGCUUACCAGCCAUUCGUAGCCACCAUGCUCAUUGAACUCCGUUCAUUUUUCCUAGAUGUGAAGAACGAAGGCGUUGCUAACUCUGCAAGUGACGCUCAAGAGCUCGUGUACUGGAUCGACGACCGGUUUGAAUAUUUCGGAGCCACCUCGCGAGCGCUGACACAACGGCGGAAGCAGCAACACAGUGCUCAGAGACCAAAGAGUGCCACCCUGUUCCUGCUUCGGUCCUCAAGGCGUUGCCGUAGAGCAAAGGCAAGCGGCUCUGCAUGCGGUACCUUUCAAAUGAGAGCUGCCCCGGACGCGAUGCUACCGGAGGCAGUGGUCUCAUUUAUCGACGAGCGCUACGGUGGUCUUGCCCCUGCAUUUACCGAUAUUUCAGCGGAAGAAGGAGCCUGA